Messenger RNA from Ricinus communis (castor bean), 2697 nucleotides. RefSeq names its product zinc finger CCCH domain-containing protein 64. Gene Ontology annotation, molecular function: metal ion binding; RNA lariat debranching enzyme activator activity. The record is from RefSeq and is a predicted model, not a curated record. Gene Ontology annotation, biological process: mRNA splicing, via spliceosome. The coding region runs from base 156 to 1976 and encodes 606 amino acids. NCBI's taxonomy places the organism in Eukaryota, Viridiplantae, Streptophyta, Magnoliopsida, Malpighiales, Euphorbiaceae. The transcript has 10 exons. Gene Ontology annotation, cellular component: post-mRNA release spliceosomal complex.
UUUGCACGGGCUCUAUCAGGAGCCCAGCCUCACUUCUCCGCCUCCUUUCGGGUGUAAUAGUCCACAUCCUCCUUUCUCCUUCAACUCAACACAGGCAGGCAAGCAAGCAAGCUACUCACAGCUGCUUUUCCCUCUCACUCACUCUUCACAACCUCAUGGCUCCGCCAAGAAUCCUCUUAUGCGGCGACGUUUUAGGCCGCCUGAACCAGCUAUACAAGCGUGUCCAAUCGGUCAACAAGUCAGCCGGUCCAUUCGAUGCGCUAUUUUGCGUCGGCCAGUUCUUUCCAGCCUCGUCGGAGCAGCUGGAGGAGUUCAUGGACUACAUUGACGGCCGCUCUCACAUUCCUCUUCCGACAUACUUUAUCGGGGACUACGGCGUCGCCGCACCUAAAGUAUUGUCCGCCGCUUCCAAGAAUCAUGCGAAAUUAGGGUUUAAAAUGGACGGUUUUGAAAUUUCUGAUAAUCUUUUUUGGUUAAAAGGCAGCGGGAAGUUUAUUCUCCACGGUUUGUCAAUUGCAUACUUGUCUGGUAGGCAGUCAGCAGAUGGUCAACAAUAUGGAACUUAUAGUCAAGAUGAUGCUGAUGCAUUGCGAGCGAUGGCUGAGGAACCUGGAGUUGUUGACUUAUUUCUAACUAAUGAAUGGCCAAGUGGGGUCACAAAUAGAGCUUCUAUAUCUGAUAUUCCCACAGGAAUAUCAGAUUCAGUAGGUAGUGAUUCCACUGUAUCUGAGUUAGUAGCAGAGAUCAAACCGCGCUAUCACAUUGCAGGUACUAAGGGUGUAUUCUUUGCUCGUGAACCAUAUUCUAAUAGUGAUGCUGUGCAUGUUACCCGCUUCUUAGGUCUUGCUUCAGUUGGAAAUAAGGACAAGCAGAAAUUUAUCCAUGCAAUUUCUCCUACUCCAGGAUCUACAAUGACAUCUGCAGAGAUUAGCAUGAAGCCCUCUAACACUACCUUAUCCCCUUACACAUUCAUAGAGCAAGCAGCUGCUCCUAAAGAAGGCACUAAGAGGCCUAGUGACAGUAUGUCUGAUUCACAGUAUUGGAGAUAUGAUGUCUCCCAAAAACGUCAUAGAACUGGAGCUGAUGGUGAUAAGCUGUGUUUUAAAUUUGUAUUUUCUGGUUCUUGCCCGCGGGAGGAGAAAUGCCAUUUUCUUCAUGACAUGGAUGCAAGGGAACAGUAUUCUAGAGGUGUUUGUAUUGAUUUUCUUGUCAAAGGAAAAUGCGAAAGGGGUCCAGACUGCAACUUUAAGCACAAUUUGCUCAGCGAAGGUGAGAGUUAUUCUCACAGGAGACGCGGCUUUGAAAAUGCUAAUACCAACAGGUCAAAAGAGUGUUGGUUUUGUUUAUCAAGCCCUGGUGUGGAGUCACAUCUAAUUAUUAGCAUAGGAGAAAAUUACUACUGUGCCCUAGCCAAAGGCCCCCUUGUUCAAGACCAUAUACUAUUAGUCCCCAUUGAGCAUUCUCCUAAUACCCUUUCCCUACCCCAAGAAUGUGAAUCUGAACUUGUCAGACUCAGGAAAAGUCUCAAAUUAUAUUAUAACAAACAGGGAAAGGAGACUAUCUUAUUUGAGUGGGCAUCCAAGCGUGGCACUCAUGCUAAUCUUCAGGCUGUUCCUGUUCCAUCAUCCAGAGCAGCUGCUGUCCAAGAUAUAUUUAAUAUGGCCGCUGAAAAGCUGGGGUUUAAAUUUGUGACCAUGAAGUUCAAUAAUAAUUCAGACGGGAGAAAAUGGUUGAGGACGCAAUUUGAUAGGAACUAUAGUUUCUUCUAUGUGGAACUCCCUGAUGGUACUGUACUAUCACAUUCAGUUAAGGAGAAUGAAAGCUUUCCAGCACAAUUUGGACGCGAAGUUCUAGCAGGUUUGCUGAACAUGCCUGAGAGAGCUGAUUGGAGGACUUGUACCCUAAGCAAAGAAGAGGAAACAAAAAUGAUAGAUGAAUUGAAGAAACAAUUUGAAGAGUUGAAUCCAGCUGAAUGAAUUAUACAAAUAAAUGCUAGAACCAGCAGUUUUUUGCUUGAUACCAAGGAUUAUUAGGUUAUUCACGCACAGUGCUUCUUCCUUCAGGUACUUUCAUGCUUCCAAUGUCAGAUCGUCUAAGGUCUUUUAACUUCAUAAUAUAAGUGGAUCUGCUGUUGGAGCAGUGCUGAAGACAUUUCAUUGACCUUUAAACACCAGGUUUAUGACUACCCUAAUGGUUUCCACUCUCCCUACUGCCAUACUGUUGCACCAACUGCUUAUUUUGUUUUUUGAACAAUAAAGCCUAGCAGUGACAUGCUACAAAAGCAACUUCUGUUUUUGCUACAAUCCAAGCAUAAAGAUGAUGCCUGUCUAGCCUUAAGGAAUGCCUUGGACCCAUAUUUUACCUGUUGACUUUCUGUAUUUGGCAUACAUGACGCCAUUCGUCUCUGUGGCUUUGUAGUUUGGCACCACUCUAGAAAUGAAUAUUCGGAUGCUCGACUUCCAGCUUGAUAUUGUACUUCCAUAUGCAGCAGAAUACCGUUUUUGUAUUUAUCCAAAUAGACCCCCUUGCUUAUGACCCCCCGCUUUGGGAACCUCCUUUUUUCUCUACUUAUGUUGCAGUUGCUAUCUGGGGAUAUAAGCAUUAUAACCAGGUCUCUGUUUCUUGUUAGUCUAUUGUGUAGUCUUAGUUUUUCUACAUAGUUCUUGACAGUUUAAGUUAAAAGUUGCUUUAGUUUUU